UGAGGAUGAAUUCCUCGAGAUGGUUGAGGAGACACAGGCCAAAGUGUUUGAAGAAAUCAGGAACAAGGUGGAUGCUAAACGGCACAGAGACCUCGAGGACACUCUUGGUGAUUUCAUGGAGCGUGUGAAGAAACAAGCUCCAAUGGCGGCAGCAUUUCCUAACGUGAGCAAGACCUCGCAUCGUCCUAGGACGAUGACAGUUGUUGCCCAAGAUCUGGCUGAAACUUCACGCGAAGCUGCGAGGUCUCUGAUGUCAGUGGUUGUUGCUAACAAGGAGACACGUGUCCAACCAGCAGAAUCUCAUGGUCUGGCUGCUGCAACCAGAGGGGUGCAAGGACCUCACCUGAAUGCAUGCCCUGGGGUGCUUGUGGGUUUGCUUGGCAAAGAAACUGCUGUCCAGGAGCCUGUUGAUGAACCAGAGGACAAGCCUAUGAUUGUGGAUCGCAAAGGCAAGGGGCCGGCUAUUGACGUGGUCUACCGCAGGUGCAGUAGACAGACAACCAUGCAUGAGGUGCUUGGCGUGGCAGGUUCUUCCUCUAGAGAUCAUGUGCAUGUCCAUCAUCCGGUGGUUGCGUCCGUAGACACUGAUAUGACUGAAGCAGUUGUGCCGGAUGCUUUGCAGAUGCAAAAUGAUGGGCUUGCAGGAAUUGCCACGACCACACCAAUAGGGAACAGGAGGUUGGCACUGCCUGGUAAUGGGGAACAAACCAACCCGGUCCCUCUUGCGGUUGUUCCUGCUUUGCCACCUGCACGUGAUUACGGCUACUCUCCAUUUGAGCUGGAUCUACAACAUUUUUUCUACCCUAACCAAGUAUGCCUGGAUUUGUACGAGAGCGUUGAACUUCUCAGUCGGGCUUCUGAGCUCAGCAGGACUUGGUUCGAGCAUCACACCCCCACGGUGCUACAGAUAGAUGGGCAUAAGAUGAAGUACCAAUUCAGUUUGCAUGGUGAGAUGAUGUACAAUGGCCUUGACGCCUGGGUGCGUGGUUGGAACGACAGGGAGAGGAGCAUGAUGCAGAGAGUUGAUAUCCCAAACUGGAGAGGAUUGCUACCACAUGAUGAUGUGCUCCGCAUUGAAAAUAUUGAUACUGACAACGCCCGUGUUGUGCUCAUUGCGAUGCUUUCGACGCCCAAGCUUGGUUUCCCACUCUGCAUGUGUCGUCUGCUCUUGUUCCCUCUGUGGCUUGCUAACGACUGGUCCCUAUACGCCUUCGACAUGGAGCUGACCAGGGUCACGGUGAUGGACCCAUUGUACACGCAGGUGGGGUCACCAGUGUACAAGAGGAAGCACGGGGCGACCGUGCGCAUGCUGCUUAAAGGGCUCAAAAUCCUGGGGACCAUCCUGUUUGGCGGUUGGGAGAUGGAUAUCUCCAAAUGGACUGUUCGGUACAACAUUGAUAUGCACAUAGCUUGUGGUAGCGGUGAAUCGCCUGGCUACAUUGCGCACUAUGCGGACAACUUCAAUGCUUACGAGCUGGAGGAAGCCGUUCCUGAAGUUGGUCUUCCCCUGCGUCGGAAAAGGAUGCUCUAUGAGACAAUUGCCUGCUCGGGUAACACUGCUCCUCACCCAGGAUUCAUGGAGGAAGUGGAGGUGGAGGAGUAGAACACUGGACUCCAUGUUGUCGACAUGUCACCCUUUUGGAGCUGCUGCGUGCAAGGACAUGUUUGAUUACAUCCGGUGAGGAUGGAAGUUGUACUUUUUUUGUAGCUGUCUUGUUGACAGUUCUGUAAGCCCAUUGUGUGAUGGGCUUUGCAAUGUGCUAUGUGUUAAACCUAUGUGGUGCUUGUCUAAGUAUUUUGGCAUGGAACUGUACCAGCCAUUGAAACCUAUGACUAAUCAAUGUUUGUUUCUAUGGAUGGUGUAUGCCGGAACUUAUCAUGGUUGAACUUGUGCUGUUUUCAAGUGUUAAGUUUACUCCCAUAAAAUCACUGUGGAUGGCUCUGGAAGCAGCUCCCUUGGCACGUGACGGGUCUGCCAUGCAGGUGAAUUCAAAAACACUUGUGACCUGUGAGAGCCGUUGCCCACCACUGCUUCCGAAAGGUGACCGUUGGUGGGAGCCCUUGGCUAUAUAUACACCACGUCGGCUAAACUACGUUGGGCUUCACUCCAGCAGCAUCAAAACUUCCCAAACACAUGUCGUCCUCUUUCUCUUCGAGCUCAAGGUCUGCUUGUUCAUCCCAGAGGCGUUGGGCUGCCACAAGCAGGUCGCUGGUGCCGUACAGGGUAGGUCCUCUUGACUACGAACCAGCGACGCCAUGCUGGUGCAAGAAGAGACCCAAGGCCGCCAUGUGGAUCUCCUAGAGCGAUGAUAACCCUGGAAGAAGAUACAAGACAUGCGCCAAGUCGCGGACUGGAGGCUGUGAAAUGUACGUGUGGCAUGACGAUCGUAUUGAGGAUCCGUUCCUCAAACAACUCCUCAUUGAUCUCCGCGACAGGGUGCGUCACUUAGAGAGGAUCAACUCAGAGUUACGAGAUGCAGCAAGUGUGGUGGCACAACAUCGCUCUACCCAGCUAGAACUACCUCCUGCUCCUAUAGACAAUUUAGCUAUGAAUCAAGGACCUGGCUAUGUCAAGGGUUUGCACUGUUCAUGCUGCUGGCAGCAUUUUGUUGCAAGUGCUUCUUCGGUUAGGAGCAGUGAACUUUUAACUGCAUCCACAAAAAAGCUUGUGUUCUAGAUGUGAUAGUUGUAACCCUAGCAGUCCAUCAGCUGUUGUUGAGUACUUGCCUUUGUUUUUGUCCUAGCAGUUGAACUUGUACCUCUGAAUGUAUGUGGUAAACUAGUGUGAACUAGUUGCAUAUGAAAUUUGGUUUCUAUCAGA
Messenger RNA from Triticum urartu, 2821 nucleotides. Lineage: Eukaryota; Viridiplantae; Streptophyta; Magnoliopsida; Poales; Poaceae. The record is from RefSeq and is a predicted model, not a curated record.